This is a messenger RNA of Plectropomus leopardus (leopard coralgrouper), 1662 nucleotides long. It is a transcript of the gene f2rl1.1, whose product is annotated as coagulation factor II (thrombin) receptor-like 1, tandem duplicate 1. NCBI's taxonomy places the organism in Eukaryota, Metazoa, Chordata, Actinopteri, Perciformes, Serranidae. Gene Ontology annotation, cellular component: plasma membrane. Gene Ontology annotation, biological process: blood coagulation; phospholipase C-activating G protein-coupled receptor signaling pathway; positive regulation of Rho protein signal transduction. Gene Ontology annotation, molecular function: thrombin-activated receptor activity. The record is from RefSeq and is a predicted model, not a curated record.
GUGAAGAAGACAUGCCAGUUUAAACACCGACAUAGAGCGGAGCAGACACACCCGGCACAUACUGCAUAUUACUCUCUGCGGUCAUGGCCGUGAGGACGCCAUGGCUUCACCUGUUCCUGUUUUUAUGUUGCGUGCACAGCUGCCUGUCCACAGAUAAUAGAGGCUUCCCCUCUACAGAGACCAGCGAUGGCGUGUUGGUCAGCUCCCAGGCCAAACACUUCCUGAGCAGUCGCCUCACAAGCAUCUUCCUCCCAAUCAUCUACAUCAUUGUAUUUGUUGUGGGACUUCCCUCCAAUGCCUUGGCCAUCUGGGUAUUCUUGUUCCGGACCAAGAAAAAGCACCCAUCUUCUAUCUACAUGGCCAACCUGGCUCUGGCUGACCUGCUCUUCGUCAUUUGGGUCCCCUUAAAGAUAGCAUACCACUUAAACGGCAACGACUGGAUCUACGGACAGGGGUUGUGCAAAGUGCUGGUGGCGUUUUUCUACAGCAACAUGUACUGCUCCAUCGCUUUCAUCGCCUGCAUAAGCGUCCAGCGUUACUGGGCCGUGAUCCAGCCGUUCUCUCAGCAGCACAGGAGCAACAAAGUGGCUGUCGCCCUCUCCGUAACAAUCUGGGUGGUGGUUUGGCUUCUCACCAUCCCGCUCUACCUGUACGACCAGGAGGUCCGUGUUAGAGAACUCAACAUCCUCACCUGCCAUGAUGUCACCAAGCCCAGCCAGAAGAAAAUAGCAGCGGGCUACUUCCUGACGAUGGGGACAUUUGGAUUUGUGGCUCCCACCAUUGUGUGCAUCAUAUCCUACGUCCUCAUGCUCAAGGCUCUCCGGAACAGCAUGGCGGACCCCACCAUCGCCAAGAGGCGACGAAAGGCCAUCGUCUUAAUCAUCACUGUGCUGGUGAUGUUUUUAGUGUGCUUCACUCCCAGUAACAUCAUGCUGCUGGUGCACUACAUCCUCCUGUUAGGUGGAUCCAGCAACACGCUGUACGGAUUCUACAUCACCACCCUGUGCUUAGCCAGUCUCAACAGCUGCAUCGACCCUUUCAUUUACUACUUCAUCUCCGAGGACUUCAGAGAGCACGUCAAGAACACGUUUCUCUGCAGGAGCGAGCGCUCAGUGGAGAGGAAGAAGGUCUCCUUCAGCGCCCUCAAGUACUCCAAGAAGAGCAGCACGUAUACGUCCAAUUCAGGGAACACUCAGAGCACCGAGUGCUAGUGCUGCGUUCGUUUUUUUAAGCUAAUUCUCAAAUCAGAGAUUUCUUUACAGCGACUUUUUCUGUCUCUGGAGGAAAUUUGUACCUCACUGAAGCUUUGAGCUAUCUAAGUUACUGUUGUUUUUUUUUGUAAAUAUUUUUGGUAAUACAGCUGAUAUUUAAUGCACUUUGCUCGAUGCAGUCUUCUGCAGUUUUAUUGGAUUUCCUUGAGACAUAAAUGAUUGAACUUUGGUCUUUUUUUUCAUGUAUCUGAUUUUUUUUUAAAGUCCACGCUAUGAUUUUCUCUCGUCAGUGUUCUGAUGUGCCAUGAAGAGAUUUAGACCCUGGUUUAGCAUGAUGUAUGACACAAGCUUGGCAUAAUGUAUGUGUAUAUCGAGUGCGUUUUUGUACUAAUCAUUUUUAUUUGCAUAAAUAUAUUUUAAAGUUUGCCAAUAAAAGUAAAGGUACAAUGUA